CUACUCUCGUCAGCCUCGCGCCAGUCGCCGCCGCAGCCCGCGUCCGUGAGCACCGCGCCGCGCGCCGUGCCGGCCGCCGCCUCUCCCCUCAGCUGCCCCGAGAAUACGGACCGGACAUGGCUCUCACAGCGUCGUCAGUGGUGCUGGCGCUGGUGCUGGCGCUGGUGCUGGUGGCUGGGUCUGAGAGCAGGACCCCCCUCCGCAGCCGACGAGUCGCGCCCCAUGCCGACAGGCCGGCGGGGCGGAGCUCGGACGUGGCGGAGCCGCCGCCGCUGUUCCGCUACUACGUGCUGGACCGACGCGGGGCCGUGGAGCGGACCUUCCUCUCGCCGCAGCCGCUGUCGGGCCCGCCGCCAGCAGCCGGGCCUCUGCCCCAGAUGGACAGCGUGGUGGCCACCAUCGGCACUAUCGUCAACGCAGAGGUGGCCUCGAUGGGCGGCCGGGACCAGAGCACCGUGGCGCCGCGGGUCGUUAGCUACCAAGCGGAGGAAGUGGAAAAGGUGGCGCCACAGUCACCGGAAGACAGUGAGGAGGCGCCACAGUUGCCGACAGGCGGUGAGACGGAAUAUUGGCCCCAGAUCGACAGUGCGGUAACCGACAGAGAGUCUAUGUUCAACUCUGAACAGGAGUUAGUUGAAGUGGAAGAUUUUAGUGAAAAUGAUCAGCAGGUGAGCAGUGACGCGGGCGAUGAAAGCUAUGCUGAGCCUGAAUCGAUCGAAACACCGUCAGUGCUGCCCCCUACCGCACAAGAGACACACCACACUCGGCCGAGUGUGCCUUACAUCUCCCCGUCGGUGAUGUCGUCAGUUCUGACUCCGGAGGAGAUCGAGCUGCUCUCUCAGCUGAAUGUGGCGCUGCUCUCAGACCCCGAGGUUGCCAUGACGACCGAGGUGCCGCUGGGUGAAGUCGCCUACAUGCAAACAGAACGGACCACACCGUCCAAAGUUCACUACUUCGUACCUGCGUCGCCGACCCCUCACGGCGAACAGAGCGACUCGCAGUUCGGCCCAAUACCGACAGAGGCGCUAGAGGGUCGCGUGAGCAGCCAAGGAGAGCCUAUCUCGGCGAUUGACGAGGAUCCGACCCCGCCGCGGCGCCGGCCGUCCCACAGAGCGCCGGUGCGGUCCCCGACGAUGGACGGUAUCACGGGCGGCGGCCUGCGUCCGUACACAGCCGAGGAGCUGGCCGCCCUGGAGGCCGCCUACCUGGAGGAGGAGGAGGCGGAGGAGCCGCUGCCGCUGCACCCGGUGGUGGACAGCGUGUUCUCGCCGUACCUCUCCCACUCGAUCGCCUCCCGGUUCAUCCCGGACGCCAUCGGAGCCGGCCAUGGCCACGGAAUGGCUCACAGUGCGGGGUCCGGAGCGACUGGGGGACAGGGACAGGAAGAGAGAGUUCCUCCCGGUCACGAGACCCGGCCCCUGAUCGUGAACAGAGAGACCAUCAGUGCCGAUCAGAUCAAGGCCAUGGAGAACUUGGUGGAACUUCUGUCAACUCCCGUCAAGUCGCAGGAGACGACCUCAACCAUCGACACAGCUCCAGUGACAGCUCAGCAGAGCGCUUCUGAGACCGUCGACGCCAGCGGAGCCGUUCCUUCCGACAUACAGUCCAGCGAGCAGACGAGUCUGGAGGAGGACGACCUGCUCAUGGUGCUUGGUGAGGCAGCCAGCAAAGGAGGGAGUGUCGGGUCCAAAACGGCACCCGCAGCGACACCCUCAGCGAAACCGACAGCACCUGCAGCGUCUCCUGUGUCGGGCGGCGCUGCGGACACUGAGCUGGAGGACGGCAGCGGGUCCGGCGCCGAGCCGCCCGCCGUGCGACCCACCUUCACCCUGUCCAGUCUGUUCCGACCCGGAGCGCUGGGAGCCGGGGGAUUCCUCUCCUUCUCCGGCGAGGUCGGCUCGUCAGAGGACGGCUCCGGUGAGGCUCCUGACGAGGACGAGGCGGUCUCAGAGCUUCCUCAUAUUCUGCUGGAUACGGAGGAGGACCUCUCCUCGCGGGUGCGGCCGCUGACCGUGGGCUAUGAGCAGACGCCGGAGCUGAACUUCAGCAACGAAAUCCAGCAUCACGAAGGUCACCAUGAUGAGCACUUUGAGGCCGAACAUAGGCAAGAUCACGACGAAGGAGAUCACAAAGUGCACGAUCCAAGCUACUACAUCAGUGCCGAGAAUAAGAAGCAUCAUGAGCAUCACCACGAAGGCGCCGAUCACGAGUCCCACUCCGGCGACCACGCGCAAGGUCACGGCGACCACGAGGGUCACCAUCAGGGUCAUAAAGGUCAUCAUGGAGAUCACGGAGAUCACCACGGAGACCACAAAGAACACCACGGCGAUCAUCACGGUAACCACGGCGCCGGAAACGGUAUAGGUGGCGCCACCUUACGGUCGCCGCCAGAGGGCAGCCUGGGUCUGGAAGACACCCUUCUGGACGUGGACCAGAGCACCGACACGUUUGUGGAAAACAUGAACCGACUCGGGCUGUCGCUCUACCGCCGCCUGGCGCCCGACUACCCCAAACAGAACAUGGUGUUCUCGCCGCUGGGUGUGAGCAGCAGUCUGGCGCAGCUGUUCCUCGGGGCGCGCGGCGACACGGCCGACCAACUGGACCGGCUGCUGCAGCUGGACACCAUGACCAGCUUCAACCCGCACGUGGGCUUCUUCAAGUUCCUUCGCUACAUGAACCAGGCCGGCGAGCACGCCCAGUCGGCCGUCUGUAACGCUCUGCUUACACAUACGGAGCAGGGUGACAUGUUCAGCGGCUACGAAUUCUUGCUGUCGCGCUUCUACCAGCCAGUCAUCGACAAAAAUGCGGACCUGAAGUCGGCUCCGGGAACGGCCAUCCAGAAAAGCAUCAACAGCUGCGUCAGCAAAUCGACCGGCGGCCUGGUCAGCGACUUCAUCCGGCGUCCCGAGAGCCUGCCGCCCGUGGAGCCCUCUCUGGUCACCGCCUCCGGCACCUUCUUCAACGCGACGCUGGCGCCCUCUCUGGACGUCCGGCUGGUGGACACGACGUUCCUGCGCUUCCCGUCGGCGCUGCGGCGUGUGCUGGCCACGGCCGGUGUGCGCGUGCGCGGCUCCCUGCCGGCCGGCUACAGCGCGGAGCUGGACUGCACGGUGGCCGCGCUGCCCUACUCGGACGGACAGCUGCAGCUGGUGCUGCUGCUGCCCGGCACCGCCGGACGAUUCAACGCCGACGGCCUCUCGCAGCUGGAGUCGCGCCUGUCGCCGGCCGCCUGGCACCGCCUGAUGCGCUCCGCCACCCCCCAGCAGCUGGAGGUCACCGUGCCCAUCAUAUCACACCGGACCGAGGCCGAGCUGCGCCCGCUGCUCGGUCAGCUCGGGGUGCGCGCCGCGCUGACCGAGGGCAGCGCCGACUUCUCCGGUGUGAACGGGCUCAGAGAUCUGCGGCUGGGCGGCGUGCUGCAGGCGACAGAGUUCCACCUCGGGGACGGCAGUGUGCUGCACGCAGGACACGCCGGACAUGGAGACCAUGGCGGACACGGGGACCAUGGUGGGCACGGGGACCAUGGCGGACAUGGCGGACACGGGGACCAUGGUGGACACGCCGGACAUGGGGACCAUGGUGGACAUGGGGACCAUGGUGGACACGGGGACCAUGGUGGACACGGGGACCAUGAUGGACAUGGGGACCAUGGAACCCACGGGGACCACGGGGACCACGGAACUCACGGGGGCCAUGGAACCCACGGGGACCACGGGGACCACGGAACUCACGGGGGCCAUGGAGCCCACGGGGACCACGGAGCUCACGGGGACCAUGGAGACCACGGAACUCACGGUGAUCACGCGGCGCACAACGAUCAUGCAAACCAUGCGGACCACGACGGACAAAGUCACGCGAACCGCCUGGACCACGGCGCACACGGCGCGGGCUCGGAGGACGACCUGGAGUUCCCCACGCUGCCGUCGCCGCUGUUCUCGGACCGCGCGGGCCGCUCGCGGUGGGCCGUGGGCCCCGAGCAGCUGCCCUGGGAGCAGCACGGCGCCCGGCCCGCGCAGCAGCCCCUGCCGCCCGGUACCCCUCUCGUCAGGGUCAACUUCGAGCGGGCGUUCCUGUACGCAGUACGCCACGAGGCCACGGGGGCGAUCCUCCUCAUGGGGCGAUACUUGGACCCACACAGUUUUGCAUGAAGGCAUGGCCCGUGUGGUCAAGUCAGGUCAGAGGUCAUGUUAGGUCAGCAGUAUCUACGCGGUCUGGUCAGGUCAGAGGCUGGGUCACGUCAGGUUUCAGUCUGAAUGGGUCGACACAGCAUUAGUUCUGAAAGACAAUGAAUCCGUCCAGAUGGCGGUGCAGGGUCCGAUGGACCUGACAUCUGAUGGGCUGCAACAAAGCCAGACUCUCCCACAUUAGGCGUCCGGACCAAUUGCACGGUCUCACGGUCUGGGACGGUUCCGAACUCGGGACACACGAGCGGCUGCCUUUCUGCCCCUGAAACAUCAAAAAAUGUUUCACCGAGUUAAUUCCCUGUGAAUCAGAGGAAAAAGGACGACUGAGCAUCGCCAUCUUGCGGCCAACAGAAGCUAGAACGGCCAACGUCAAAACCCGCGCCCGGGAUCGGAAUGCAAGAGCACAUCAACAGACUAAAAGCUGCAGCACCCUUCCACACAGCCUGUCGUACCUUCGUCAUUGUUUCACUGGGAUCCAUUAGUUGGUUAUGUGGCGUGAUGAUGCAAUUUUCAUGUGGUCGUAUUUGACGGACCUGUUCACCAGACUGCAGUUAUACCCUGAGUCGAGGGGGGCUCCGGUAUGACUGUCGUCCGUUCAGAUGUUACAUUUUUGUUAUGAUGGUAAUGUGCGUUUGUUUAUUGUUAUUUGAUGCUAUAAAGUAUGAGAUAUGUUAGCUACGAGAAUGAACCGACGAACAAGACAUACAACAACGUAAGAAGCAUCGCUUCACUGGGCGAAAUAUGGGCAUGUUGUCGAUGAUUUUAAGUUACAAACACUGUCAGUGAAGGCCGAAACACCGACCAGUUGGAAUUAAAGUAUCUGGCCUAGGAGGCAUGUUUGAAUUUUAAUAGCUGGCACGUCAAGGUGAAUUAAUGUUGAAAGCGCUGUUUUGUACAUUGUUGUUGCUAAUCAAUACACAUUAUUUGUAAGAAU
Molecule: messenger RNA, 5118 nt
Organism: Amphibalanus amphitrite
Lineage: Eukaryota; Metazoa; Arthropoda; Thecostraca; Balanomorpha; Balanidae
Exons: 7
Coding region: 117-4148 (1343 amino acids)
Molecular function (GO): serine-type endopeptidase inhibitor activity
Source: RefSeq, a predicted model, not a curated record